AAGAAAAACCAGUAGGAAAAAGAUGGAAGUAUAUAAGCCAUAUUAUUUUCCUGAAAUACAUCUUGUAUCCACAUUCCCUUCAUUAUAUCUCUAAUUUUUUGUUAAAUUUUUCUUUAUUUCCUGAGGAUUUUUUUACUUCUCAACUUAACAAAAGAAUGAAUAUGAAACAAAGUAUGGAGAAGGAAUCAAGCCUCAAAGCUGAUGAAUCUCUGAUUCAAUGCCUUGAAAACAAAAUUGCCACCUCAAGUUCUCCAAUUUCUUCCCUAAUCUACACCCAAGAAAACCCUUCUUAUUCCACUUUUCUUAACUCUCGCAUUCAUAAUCUUCGAUUUAUCAAAGCAACAACACCAAAACCACUUGUCAUUGUAACCCCUACACAUGCAUCCCACAUACAAGGGGCAAUACAAUGGGCAAAACAGCAAGGCCUACAAAUGAGAAUCCGAAGCGGGGGGCAUGACUAUGAGGGCUUAUCUUAUGUCUCUAAUGCCCCUUUUUUCAUUCUUGACUUAGUUAACCUUCGCUCCAUUGAUGUCGAUAUCGAGGAGGAGACAGCAUGGGUGCAAGCUGGAGCAACUCUCGGAGAAAUGUGCUAUGAAAUUGCUAAGAAGAGUAAGACUCAUGGAUUCCCUGUUGGGGUGUGCCCUAGUGUUGGUGUAGGGGGACACUUUAGUGGGGGAGGAUAUGGAAAUAUGAUGAGGAAGUAUGGACUUACCAUUGAUAAUGUAAUUGAUGCUCAACUCAUUGAUGCUAAUGGUAGGUUCCUAAACCGCAAAUCAAUGGGUGAAGACCUAUUUUGGGCUAUAAGAGGAGGUGGAGGAGCUAGCUUUGGGGUUAUACUUUCUUACAAGAUCAAGUUAGUCCCAGUUCCUGAAGUUGUGACAGUUUUUCGCGUCUCACGGACCAUGGAAGAAAAUGCUAUCAGCAUUGUCCUUCAAUGGCAAGAGACUUCAAGCAUAAUAGAUAAUGACCUCUUUUUGAGGCUAACGAUGGAUGUCAUAGAUGGAGGUGAUAUGAUCAAUAAGGGAAAAAAGACGGUGAGGGCGACGUUCAUUGCAUUGUUUCUAGGUGACUCUACAAGGCUUAACUCAUUGAUGAGAGAUCAAUUUCCUAAACUGAAAUUGCAAGAGUCCGAUUGCCAUGAAAUGAGUUGGAUUGAGUCUGUUCUAUUUUGGGCGGACUAUCCUAGUGGUGCUCCGUUGGAGGUGCUCCUCCAGAGGACACCUAAAACUUUGUCUCAUCUUACAAGGAAGUCCGAUUACGUGAAAAAACCCAUCCCAAGAGAAGGAUUGGAAUUUAUAUGGGGUAAAAUGGUUGAGCUAGAAACUCCAAGGCUCACAUUCAACCCAUAUGGAGGAAGAAUGAGCGAGAUUUCUGAAAAUGAGACCCCUUUUCCACAUAGAAAAGGCAACUUGUACAAGAUUCAAUACUUAACCAACUGGGAUGAGGAAGGGAAGGAUAAAGAGAAAUACUACAUUGAUUUAACAAGGAAAUUAUACAUCUACAUGACUCCGUACGUGUCCAAAUACCCAAGACAAGCAUAUUUUAACUAUCGGGAUUUAGAUUUAGGGGUUAACAAACAUGAUGGUAUUAGCAGCUUUUUGGAAGGGAUGAAGUAUGGAAUUCAGUAUUUCAAGGAUAAUUAUGAUAAUUUAGUGAAGAUUAAGACCAUCGUUGAUCCUGAUAACUUCUUCAACAAUGAGCAAAGCAUUCCUGCUCUUCCCACGUGAAUUAAAUGAAUAUCAUCUUAAUUUGUUAUAAAUAAUUAUUGUUUUUUAAUGGUCUGCGAGCCUAUGAAGUAGUUUGCGUGUUAUAUUGUCGGUUGUUCUAUGUGCUAAGAAUAAAAGGGAAAUUCUACAUUGUAAUGUCAAAUAUUUUUAAGUUUC
Molecule: messenger RNA, 1883 nt
Organism: Beta vulgaris subsp. vulgaris (sugar beet)
Lineage: Eukaryota; Viridiplantae; Streptophyta; Magnoliopsida; Caryophyllales; Amaranthaceae
Product: berberine bridge enzyme-like 8
Exons: 1
Coding region: 156-1727 (523 amino acids)
Molecular function (GO): FAD binding; oxidoreductase activity
Source: RefSeq, a predicted model, not a curated record